AUGAUGAUAACGUUUUUUGCGUUCGCUCUUCUUUAUGGAUCGAUCUUCUCGAAGCCGCCUCCCUCGGGAGAACCUGCGGCGAAGAAGCUAUGCAGUGAGGGGCAAUCCUCGGCUGCUGGUACCUCAGGCACUGCCUCCGCGCCUCCUUCGGCUCCUCCCCCGGUCCCCCGCGCAAGCUCCUCCGGCAGCUCUGCUGCCACGGCUUCUGCGCCUGGUCGCACGCCUGCUCCUUCUGCGCCUCGCCCGGCGCCUUCUUCUCGCUUUUGGCCUGUGCAGCCGAAACCUGAACCAGACCAUACUGCUGCUGGCGUGACCACCGGUCUUGCACCCAACGCUCGCUAUCGAAACUUGCGCCGUCAUCGCAUGACGGUUGGAGCGGUUCUGCACACUCUGACGCGCAACACGCAAUCGAUGGUUGAUGUGAUUUUCCCCGAGUAUUCAUCGGAGGAGGUUCGCGCCGCGGUGCUUUCGCGUAUCUCAGCUCUCAUCAACGGUCAGGCAUUCAACGGUGUUAUUCCCUCGUUUGAGUCAGCGGCCAGUGAGGCCUUGCGGCUUCCCCGCCACACAAAUUCCAGGCAUACCUUUUCUUGGCCUUCUGCUAAUGACGCUAGGAUCUUUCGCAGCCUCUUUCCGGUCACGGUUCGUCUGGCUAACAACCGUGGGAUGAAAGUCAAGGUGUUCUCAGAUCCCAAUCGGGAGUUCACGACGGCUCGCGCCAGGGGUGACACCCAUGUGGUUCUCCGCAACGUUCCGCUGGGGUACUCCCCCGAGCGCAUGCGCAGCAUACGUCUCGCGGGAACGACCGAGGCAGGACUGCCUUGGCUCUCUGAUCUUCGCCUGUUUCACAGGCUCAAGGACCCUUACGAUGACUCGGCUUAUUCUCAGCUACUCGGUCUUCCUGUGGCAGCAAACAGGGAUGCGGGCUUUGAUCGUAUCCCUGCGGUCCUCUGGCUUCCGGGUCAGGAGGAUCCGGUGCUUCUCAACAUUUCAUCCCACUCCUGUUCCGUCUGCUCCAGUAACCACCGCGUGACUGAUCACGCGUGCUUCGCCCUCACCCGCCGUGCGCGCCUCCCAAACCGCCACACCAUCUCGGUGGCCCAGCUGCAAACUGUUAACGGACGGCUGAUUGGCCAGCAGCCUGCCCUAGCAGCUUUCAAGAAGGAUCCCGGCCUUCUCCUGAUUGGGCUCGACCUGGACGUCGAAGUCUGGACGUGUUCCCUGUGCGACUUCGCGUGUGGGUUUGCGCUGGACAGCGCAAUGUAUCACCUCGCUUUAGAGUCUCACCUCAAGCGCCUGUAG
This is a messenger RNA of Closterium sp. NIES-65, 1299 nucleotides long. Lineage: Eukaryota; Viridiplantae; Streptophyta; Zygnematophyceae; Desmidiales; Closteriaceae. The record is from the annotation of a GenBank genome assembly.